AUGUUCCGUAUUUACCCCACGGAAGGCACAGGAGUUGGCUAUGAGCGCUUGCACAGAAGGUAUAAGGGGACUCAGGGGGCUGGCGUCUGGAGAUUUUCUCCAGCUUUCAAUCGCCUCCGUUGUCCUGCAGUGAAUCAUGUCGACCUGCCAUUGUCCUUCCCUACACUCUCCGCCUGGGCAGCAUCGCACCUGUCUGCUCUUCUCCAGAGCAAAACCCAAGUCGAUUUCGACAGAGCCUUCGAAGCGACCUUCGCCAAGGACCUUGAUGCUGUCGUCAACGCGAAGCGUCUGACCCGCGACGAAUUCAAGAAGUCCCUACUUGCGCAGAGCGGUGCCGCAUUCGGAGAGGCGGAUGCGAGCGUGCAGAUUGAGGGACAGACAGAGGUGUUAGGCAACCAGGGACAAUUGUCUGGGCUUGUUGGCUUGUUCUAUUCUGUCCUCGCUGACUCGAAAUUCCUGGUUCUCGGUGCACCCACAGAGAACCGAACGAACUCUUCCAUAAACUUGAUCAUCGAACCGACGGAGAAAAACCCGCAGCCCCCAACUCUCCAUAUUCGUGGCUAUUUCGACCCACGCCGGGUCACAACAGUCAAUCAAGUCGUUUCUGAGAAUGCGCUGCACGUUAGGAUCCCGGCUUCGUCCAUACCCCAAGUCGAAGCUACGGCCUCUAGUGGCAAGGCCGAGCUUGGACCUGAGCUUGGUCUCCAAGGGUUAGGUGCGUUUGGUGGUGUGUUUGGACCUGGACCAGUGAGAUUCCAACCACCGGGCGCCGUUCACAUUCCCCAAACCGAGACGGGUGCGACACCUGAGACAUUACCCGGGGAUGGCGCCUUUGGACCCGGUCCUGUUAUUAUACCCGGAGAGACUGUCGGCGAUGCUGUCCACCGAAGUGGAUAA
Molecule: messenger RNA, 897 nt
Organism: Pisolithus orientalis
Lineage: Eukaryota; Fungi; Basidiomycota; Agaricomycetes; Boletales; Pisolithaceae
Exons: 3
Coding region: 1-897 (298 amino acids)
Source: RefSeq, a predicted model, not a curated record